Messenger RNA from Cariama cristata (Red-legged seriema), 1276 nucleotides. RefSeq names its product serine/arginine-rich splicing factor 11 (gene SRSF11). The record is from RefSeq and is a predicted model, not a curated record. NCBI's taxonomy places the organism in Eukaryota, Metazoa, Chordata, Aves, Cariamiformes, Cariamidae. Bases 32 to 916 code for a protein of 294 amino acids. The transcript is spliced from 8 exons.
GUCUCUUGCAGCAGAUCAGCUACUAAAACUUAUGAGCACAGUGGAUCCAAAGUUGAACCAUGUAGCUGCAGGUCUUGUUUCACCAAGUCUGAAAUCAGAUACCUCCAGUAAAGAAAUAGAAGAAGCUAUGAAAAGAGUACGAGAAGCACAGUCAUUAAUUUCUGCUGCUAUAGAGCCAGACAAAAAAGAUGAAAAACGAAGGCAUUCAAGGUCAAGGUCACGCUCAAGGAGGAGGAGGACACCUUCUUCAUCUAGACACAGACGGUCAAGAAGCAGAUCAAGGAGAAGGUCCCAUUCAAAAUCAAGAAGCAGGAGGCGAUCUAAAAGUCCAAGGCGAAGAAGAUCUCAUUCCAGAGAGAGAAGCAGAAGGUCUAGGAGCACAUCCAAAACCAGGGAUAAAAAGAAGGAAGAGAAAGAAAAGAAACGUUCUAAAACACCUCCCAAAAGCUACAGCACAACUAGACGAUCAAGAAGCACAAGCAGGGAAAGAAGACGUAGAAGAAGCAGGAGUGGAACGCGUUCACCUAAAAAACCCAGGUCUCCUAAAAGGAAAAUGUCCCGGUCCCCAUCUCCAAGAAGGCAUAAAAAGGAAAAAAAGAAGGAUAAAGACAAGGAGAGAAGUAGAGAUGAGAGGGAGCGGUCAACAAGCAAGAAAAAGAAAAGCAAAGACAAAGAGAAGGAUCGAGAACGGAAAUCUGAGAGUGAUAAAGAUGUGAAACAGGUCACAAGGGAUUACGAUGAAGAAGAACAGGGAUAUGACAGCGAGAAGGAGAAAAAGGAAGAAAAGAAACUGGCAGAUUCUUCCUCCCCUAAAGGAAAGGAGUCUGCUGCCGAUAAAGGAAGUGGAGAUUCAUCAAGGGAAUCCAAAGUAAACGGGGAUGAUCAUCAUGAAGAGGACAUGGAUAUGAGUGACUGAAUUUUGCCUUUGCAGUGAACACGGCUGCAGACAUGCAUCAGUGUCAUUCCUGUGUGAUUCUUUUAUGCUGUACUUGUUAAUCCUAAAUCUAGAUGUAUACAGCUCCAAGCUAUACAUGGUUUGUAAAUCUUCUGAUACUAACUUGCAUCCAAGGCUUUGUAGAAAGGUAACCAUUCUUGUUACGGCCGAAAGGGAUUGCGUAGCCAAGCAAUUUUUACUAACUUGGUGAUGCUUCAAGCAAAAGUAAAAAGCUGCAUGCAUCUACAGCAGGCAUGGACUGUUUGUUGUAUGAUCUCCUUUAGUAAAUCAGCUCACUUACGAUAGUGUCUCUAGAAUAUGAUUCAUUGCAGUAAUAGAGCA